Messenger RNA from Mustela lutreola (European mink), 2318 nucleotides. It is a transcript of the gene MIPOL1, whose product is annotated as mirror-image polydactyly 1. The record is from RefSeq and is a predicted model, not a curated record. NCBI's taxonomy places the organism in Eukaryota, Metazoa, Chordata, Mammalia, Carnivora, Mustelidae. The coding region runs from base 340 to 1656 and encodes 438 amino acids. The transcript has 13 exons.
CUCAGGCGGGUGGGCCCCAGGGUCAGGAGGGAAAGUCCGAGCGAAAGUCGAUUGGCUGACGUGGUGGCCGCGCGUCCGGCCUCAGAAACUCUGGGCGAGCGCGCAGAGUCAGCUCUCCAGGAGUGCCAGGCGCAUCUCAGCUAAUCCAAAAGUAAAUGAGGAACUUAGAAAAAGAUUGCCAACUCCAGAUCAACAUAUUUAGAGAAAAUUGGAAAAGGAGAAGCUUACUACAGCUUUAUUUGAGGACUUUUUAAAAGAACGCAGAGUUCUAGCUGUGAGCUUCAAAUCUUGGAGCAAAAACCAGAGACAUUGCCAGAGCAAACAAGAACAGAAGUACAAAUGGAGGACUGGUCAAAAGAGAUAGCUCAUAGUUAUCUUGAACAAAAGACUACAGGGAGAAAUAAAAGUACAGAGUCGGAUGAACUACCAACUGUGAAUUCCAAGGAAGGCAUGCAUCAGAAAUCCAAUGAAUUAGUCAAUGAAGACACCCAUGAGGACACGGAACUGCCAGGGCAGAGAUCAAGGAAUUUCCCUUAUCCAGGUGAUGAGAGAGCUGACUGCACUACUAAAAAAUCCAACAUUAUGGAACAUAGAGAAAAUGAUUUGCGGUGUGAAUGUACGAUCCCUUGUCAAGUAACUUCAGACUUAGAUAAAGAGAAGAAAAUAGCAUUUCUUCUAAAAGAAUUGGACAUUCUCAGAGCGAACAAUAAAAAGCUUCAGGAAAAAUUGACUAAAGAAGAUAAGGAACAGAGAAAACUAAAGCUUACGCUGGAACUCCAGGAGAAAGCAACAGAAGCUCAUAUUGCUGAAAAGACAGCAGCUCUGGUUGAAGAAGUGUAUUUUGCACAGAAGGAACGUGAUGAAGCUAUUAUGUCUCGACUGCGGUUAGCCAAUGAGGAGAGAGAUGAAGCAAUUGCUCGAGCCAAACAUAUGGAAAUGUCUCUGAAAGUGCUAGAAAAUAUUAACCCUGAAGAAAAUGACAUGACAUUACAGGAAUUACUGAACAGAAUAAACAAUGCAGACACAGGAAUAGCUAUUCAGGAGAAUGGAGCUGUAAUUGUGGAUAGAAUCUACAAGACCAAGGAAUGUAAAAAGAGAAUAACUGCAGAAGAAAUGAACGCAGUGAUAGAAGAGCGGGAUGCUGCUUUGUCUCAGUGCAAACGGCUAGAGCAGGAGCUUCAUCAUCUGAAAGAGCAGAACCAGACUUCAGCAAACAACAUGAGACAUCUGACUGCUGAAAACAAUCAGGAACGUGCUCUGAAGGCAAAGUUGUUGGCUAUGCAGCAAGCCAGAGAGACUGCAAUUCAACAGUACAAAAAACUGGAAGAAGAAAUCCAGACACUUCGAGUUUACUACAGUUUACACAAAUCUUUAUCCCAAGAAGAAAAUCUGAAGGAUCAGUUUAACCAUACCCUUAGCACGUAUGAAGAAGCUUUAAAAAGUAGGGAGAACAUUGUGUCCAUCACUCAACAAGAGAAUGAGGAACUGGCUACCCAACUGCAGCAAGCUCUGACAGAUCGAGCAAACAUGGAAUUAGAGCUUCAGCACGCCAUGGAGGCCUCACAAGCGGCCAAUGACAAAGUGCAGAAGUUGGAAAGGCUGGUGGACGUCCUGAGGAAGAAAGUUGGAACAGGGACCAUGAGGACAGUGAUCUGACUGAAAAAACGACAGUCUGGGGAAGCAAUCACAUCUGGUGACCAGGCUGCUUCAUUCAACACUGUGUAAACACUAAAGCCUUAACUUAGCAAACAGUUGUUAGAAGUGGGACACUCCAACCACAUUCCAAGCUGAGAUAAAAUCAAAUCACAAAUGUUUAACCACUUUGCUGCUGACUUGAGUUAUUUAUCCAAAUGUAUUAACUACAGACUUUUACCAGUGAGUAGCUAUAAAGUUGCAGCUUAUUUUGUAACUAUUUUAUAUCUCACUGUAUUGAAUAUAAAUCUUUUUACGGAGAAACCAUUAUAGGUCAUAUCUUCGCAUACAGCCCUUUCUAAAUCAAAAUACAGCAAAGUAAAUAUUGUCUAAACCGUAAUCCACUGUGUUAGGUCAAAACUUAAAAUACAUGCAUUUUUCAAUAUAGAAUUUAUUUCUUAACUGAUGAGAGCUCAGACGUGAGAGUGUAUAGUCUUCCUCCAAUGCAUUCACAUAAUCUUUGUCAGUAUUAAAGAAUAUUAAGUCUAAAUACCAGGAAUCAAAUGUACACUUAGCUCUAAUGAGAGUUUGAUAUUUUAAAAUUACAUUAAUCAAGGCAUGAUUUUUGUUUCACUACAAAUAAUGCAAACUGUUUUCAAUAAAAAAGAGGAAAUUGUUUAUGCGUA